Messenger RNA from Scleropages formosus (Asian bonytongue), 4901 nucleotides. It is a transcript of the gene tmem151a, whose product is annotated as transmembrane protein 151A. Lineage: Eukaryota; Metazoa; Chordata; Actinopteri; Osteoglossiformes; Osteoglossidae. The record is from RefSeq and is a predicted model, not a curated record. The transcript is spliced from 2 exons. The coding region runs from base 325 to 1995 and encodes 556 amino acids.
CGCGCUCUCGCGGCCCUUCCCCCGAUUUACGAACGCUCUCCGCUCGGUUCACCGCUGAAUCUCCAACUGUCUGCGAGCGAACCGGACCGGAACGGAACGCAUCGGACUGCGCGGCCACACAGGGCCGGCGAGGAGGGAUGGGCCGUGGAGGCCCGCGGCUCCGCUCGUACCCCUCUCUUAGCGCCGUGCUCGCGCGGCGGAUGGGGUGACCUGCCCUGCUGGGGCGGGGGGGGGGCGGUCCCGACGCUGGGGCCGCGGGCUCGUGCAGGUCCCGAACCCGUGUCCCGCCAUACCGACGGGGGGAGGAGGGGGGGGUGGGGCAGAAUGCAGGGGGUGCCGGUGACCGGAGAGACGCCCACCCUGAGCGGGGGCCGGAGAGAGGAGCAGCGGCCCCUGAAACAGUCCCUGAGCAGCUCCCUUUGCCGCGAGUCCCACUGGAAGUGCCUGCUGCUCACGCUGCUCAUGUACGGCUGCUUCGCCACGCUGGGCUGGUGCUCCCUGUACCGUGUCACCGUCAUGGCUACCGACGACCACGGCGCUUCCUUCUACUACGGCGGCCGCGCACGUCUCUACCACGAUAGCCCCUGCUCCAACGGCUACGUCUACAUCCCGCUGGCCUUCCUGGCCAUGCUCUACGUGGUUUACCUGGUGGAGUGCUGGCACUGCUACUCCAAGACAGCCACGCUGGCCAAGGUCGAGAUUGGCGAGGUAUACGAGCGUGUGCAACGGCUCCAGCAGGCCACCCCCUGCAUCUGGUGGAAGGCCAUCAGCUACCACUACGUGCGGCGCACGCGGCAGGUGACGCGCUACCGCAACGGUGACGCCUACACUACCACACAGGUGUACCACGAGCGUGUCAACACGCACACGGCCAGCUCCGAGUUCGACUACGGCCGACACGGCGUCAAAGACGUAUCCAAGGAGCUGCUGGGACUGCUGGAGCACCCGGCCGUCCGCCUGCGCUUCACCAAGUGCUUCAGCUUCGCUAGUGCCCGUGCCGAGACUGCCUACCUCACGCAGCGUGCCCGUUUCUUUGCCGACAACGAGGGCCUUGAUGACUACAUGGAGGCCCGCGAGGGCAUGCACCUGAAGAAUGUGGACUUCCGUGAGCACAUGCUGGCCUUCCCGGACCCUGGCCACCAACCCUGGUUCUCGCGGCGCCGAGUCUUCUGGCUGGCAUCGGCGCUGCUGCUUUCGUGGCCACUGCGCGUUGUGGCCGAGUAUCAGACAGCGUAUGUGCACUACCACGUGGAGAAGCUGUUUGGCGAGAGCGAAGACAGCCGGGAGAACGACCGUGAUGCGGGUGGCUACCGGUCCGGGCGCGAGAGCGGCUCCGGUGGACUCGGCUACGACUACCAUGCCAUCUCGCGGGUCAACACGGUCGACAUCACUGAGCUGGAGUGGCACAUCCGCUGCAACCAGCAAAUGGUUCCCAGCUAUUCGGAAGCCUUGCUCAUGGAACUGGACUCGAACAGAAACCCCCCACUGUCUGCCCUGAGCAACACGCCGGCGCAUCCCGGUGGCUUCUUCUUACACAACUGCCCUCGGUGUCGGAGGUCUACCAGCAGCACCUCACUCCCUUCACGGGUGAGGAGUAGCGUGGCCAACGGGAGGCUCGGGGGUCACGGCAGCGAGAGGCUGGCCCCGAGUCGCAGCGGCUUCUCGUUGGGCCGCCUGCAGACGUCUCGCCACACGGGGCUUUUCCACUCCAGGAGCCUCGGGGGAGGGUUCACCGCCCGGGGGGAGGACGGAGGAGGGGGCUUCCUCGGUCUGGGGGGCCGACGGGACGAGGAGAGCAGGGGAGUGCUUGGGCGGGGAACCCUGGAUGAAGAUGACAACGAGGAGGAGGAGAGAGUGCGGGUCCCGGGAGUGGAGGGAGGUGCCGAUGGAGCCUGGGAGGAAGAGCGAGGCAGACCUCCGUCGUACCACGAUGCACUGCUCCUUCCUGUGUUGAUUGUACAUGGUGAGGAGAACUGCCAGGGAGGGAGAGGGUAGUGACAGGGAGUGAGUGACAUAGAGGAGCCCACAGACAUUGAGAGAGGCCUGGAGAGAAAAGGAAGGUUCUUAAAUCAGGGAAGCAGGAAGUGUAGGAGGGAGGAAGGAAAGAAGGAAGGAAGGAAGUGGGGACAAGAAUAAAGGGUUUGCCAGAAAUGGGGUGAUCCGCAUAGGGCUGUCACUGUUAGUGUCCCUCUUCUCAAUCUAUCUUCCAUGAACGGGGACGUCACAAGUCCCGAGGCAUAAAUGACAAACUGGGGAUGACUAAACAAAUGUGAAAUAUGAAACUGGUCUCUUGACUUUCUCAUGAAUGUAAAUAAGGGAACCUGGAGCCUGUUGGUGUCACAGGGUAUCAGGAGGCGGCACCAUGAGGACGCAAAGGGUGUGAUGGACCGCGACACCUCGGUCCGUCCAACCCUAACAUUCCGGAGGCUCCCCUUUCAUCCCCACCAUAAAAUAGGUUCCGUUGCGGUCGAUAAUAAAAUGAAGAAUGAGCGGCGGUGAGUAAAUAGCAUCUGGACGGUAUUUCCUCUAAAUGCCACCACGACAAUGACUUUGCCUUCCUAAUCGAUCGCCAUCAUCUCUUGCCGGAGACGAAAAUAGACAAUACGCGUAUAAAUGGGAAAUGCUGAGAUUCAUUGGCAGUCCGGAACUAUCCGGAUGUUCCCGUUCAAAGCCGACAUCCUGGAGAGCACCCAUCAAGGGAGAUGUGUGAGUUGGUCAUCAUCAGGUCAUCAUUGCACAGUACAGUGACCCGAUGAAGGCGUGUUUUCUCUGUACUGGAAUAACAGGGAACGUGCGAGUGCAGUGUGUGUCUACCGCGGGCGUCCGGGGGUCUCGACCCACCUUAGGUGGACAUUUGUACCUGUCCUUUGAUUUGUUCCUCUUGUGAAAGGGAAGGAGGGAGAAGCGAAGCACAGCAAUAUACACCAUCGAACCUCAGUGGGAGGAAGAGGCUGUGAGCCUGUGGUGGAGGAGGAGGUACUGAGGUACGAGGACAGGAGGGGCAGGAGGGAAGGACGAAGCGUUGUGCUGUCCUGCAUGGUCUGCCACUGUCCUCCAGCUCACACCAGAGGCUUCUCGCAGUUACUCUCAGUUUUACACACAUUUCUAUUCAUUUUCUACCUUUUUUUGAAGCCAUACACUCCCGUGUGUCACUUUUUGCCGGGGUGUGAGGGCUUCUUCCGAUACCAUAGUACUGCUGAAUGUUGUAUAAUCAGGAAACACGGCAAAUUUAGGACAUGUAUGUCCCUGCACUUAGAAAGGAGACCAUCUAAAUGUACACACACACACACACACACACACACACAGGAACACUCUCAAAACGUACCCUGAAGGUCCUUCCAGAAGAGCAACCCCCGAACAUUGUAAUGUUUCCUCAACACAUCAUCUCAGGCUCAUGGUUUCGUUGCUUAUGAUCCAAUGUACAGCUGGAGUUCAACUUAACAACUUAACCGGGUUUGUUACUUGCAAAAGUUUAUAAGUCGAAUGUAACACCGAGCAGGUGUCUGCAUCUUCUGUUGAUGGGCUUUUGUUUACUGAGUUGUUCAUCACUUCGGAGAAAAGCAUUUGCUAAGUGAAUAAAUCAAGGUGAACAACUCAGACGACUCCACUGGAGGAAAGGCGGCAGUGGACAGAUGGGCACUAUGGACUGACUGUUUCCCGUCGGACAGAUCGUGGACGACAAGGGGGAGAGCAGCACCUGCCUGUGGUGAGCCAGGAUGCCUCGUGCACCUACUUGAGUCAGAGAGUUCGCUGUGCACCUGCAUCUCCUUGAUCCCUUGACCUCACACAGAGCAGGAAAUUUACUAGUAACCAGUACUAGUGUGACAACAAAUAAAAGCACAAUUACGAGAAAUUUACAAAACAUUAUAAGUUGUAUGUAUUCCAUAGAGAUGGAAGAUGAUAGAGAGAGAGGUGGCUCUUCACUGAUGGCUCAGAAGUGGCUGGCAGAUGGAGAAUCAUUUACAGUUAGUUUACUCACCUUCUCUUUGCUUCUUCUUCAUCUUCUCCACCUUUGGAAAACCUUUGGAGUUCACACUGCGGUCAGCUGAUCGAUCGGAGCGGUUCACGCCAGCUGUGUUUUUCUGAAAAAAGCUAAACGCUUCCAAAAAAAGGCUGUGGCAAUGAAAAGGUCGUUACUUUUCAAGUUGGGGACCAAUCAUUUCUUACAAAGACGGUACGACGGAUGGGGCUCGCAUCAAAAAUGUUUCGCGUGCAGGACCGUGUGUUUAGUCUCUGUGAUCCGUAACGGUCGAGUGUUGCAUUUUCGGGUCUCCCACUCUUAUUUGUGAGCUGUAUAUGAUAAGCACAAUUAAAGGGAACGAUACACUGUUUCACUUUGGACGUUUUUCUCAAUGGAGACAACAGAUGAACAUGCACACACACACACACACACACAGAGUAGUAAGUGUAACUCUGUCAUGGGUGUACUGUUGCAGUGCUCAAAGUCCCAGAGUCCUGCAGGUCUUUAAGCAGCACCUGAGUUACACCUGAAGCACAGGGGACAAACAAAUACACCCACACACACACACACACAUACACACUCCGUUACCAGAGUGAGAGCACAAAUGAGGAAAUGGAGCGAGGAGGAUCAUGGGAAAGGAAACAAACGGACCUGGAAUGAAUGUAUGUCCCAGCAAAGCACAGCAGUGAACCCAGUACUUUAACAAGUGUGUGUGUGUGUGUGUGUGUGUGUGUGUGUGUGUGUGUGUGUGGGUGGGUGGGUGUGAUGGGAAGCAAAGUGAAUGCACAACAACACCCACACACAUGUAACACACACCCAGAAUAGUGAACGUAAUGCUAUAGCUGGCACUGCUAUGACUCUACUGCUACUACUGCAAGUACUACUAUUGCUACUAUAGUAAAUGUUGAUGAUGAUCAUAAUUAUACUAAUAAAAAGAACU